AUGAUGCUCCAGCUUCAUAAAUUCUUCCGAAAAUCCAAGACAACGUCAGGCACCCCCAAGGCCACGUACAACGCCUGUGCUUCCCGGAGCGCUGCUCGGCCGCCAGAAUCCCAACGGCGCACUCGGCGGAUGAUGAGCGUUUUCAUCCAUCCCCAUGCCACGCGCUCCCUGCUGAGAGGCAUCGUCUGGGGCAUCCCGUCGGCGGCAUCGACAACGGCAGCCUCAAUCUCCUCUCGAUGGCCGUCGGCCUACAGCUGCCAAGCUCCAUCGGCGACGUUUUCAUGCCGGGCCACGUGGCAUUCGCCGCGCGUACGAGGAUGGACACACGGUGCCGGCCAGCGGCGGACCUUCUUCUCGUCGCCUACCAUCAUCCGCGACUACGAGGAACUACCACGAGACUACCGCGACCAAGCAGGGCUUGCCUUCAGCAAGAGAGACGUCACGGACGCGGAAGCCGAAAAGAUAUUCGGCCCCAACAUGAGGGCGCCGGCGGCGAACCAUCUGCUGCGCAUCCUACACGGGCGCCGGGUCGCAGGCACCCUCGAAGACCCGGCGUUUGCGAUCCACACAAGCCAAUUCUCGGCGGUGCAAAUGGCCGCGGGCCUCGAGUACCUGCGCAAGGAAGUGCCGGUCGACGAGGUGAUGAACUCUGGGCUGAGGGCGGAGGAUGAGCUGGCCCUGUUGGAGGACGAGACCGCUCGGGCGGAGCAGAAGCAGGUCAAGGCCGGUGGCCCCCCCCGGGGGGUCGACGAGGCGGCCGUGGAAGACUACAAGGUCGACCCGGUGUAUGGCCCGAGCCAGUUUGACAUGAUUCGAGCGCGGAACGCGGCCAAGGCCAAGGCGAGGGAGAAGGCGCUCGAGGAGGAACGCAAGGACAAGGAGGCAAUGUCGGCGACGACGGCGGCAGGACCGGUCGUCGAGCGACAGGACGAGGACCGGAAGCGGGCGAUUGCGAACCCCAAGAUUGCCGAAUACUACGAAAAGGCACAAUCGGAGCUUGAGGCGCCACCGGAACUGAGGGCGUGGGAGCGAAUCCUGCCGUCGGCAACCGUCGUCGCCCUCGUCGUCGGCUUCCUCGCGGCCGUGUCGAUGGUGUACGAGGAGCCGACGGCCCGGUACCGGCUGCUGCGGGAGAUUUCGACGUCGCAGGCGACGGUGGGCACCAUCAUCGCCGCCAACGUGCUCGUCUUCCUCGCCUGGAGAGUGCCGCCGCUGUGGAAGGUGCUGAACCGGCACAUGAUCCUGGUGGUGGCGACGGUGCGGCCGCUGACGCUCUUCACCGCCGUCUUCUCGCACACGUCGCUCAAGCACCUGCUCGUCAACAUGGUGCCCCUGUGGUUCGUCGGCACGAGCCUGCACGACGAGAUGGGGCGCGCCGACUUCCUGACGCUGUACCUCGGCAGCGGCGCCGUGGGCUUCCUCGGCAGUCUCGUGACGUACACGCUGCGCGGCUGGCUGACGGUGACGUCGCUGGGGGCCUCGGGCGCGACCUUGGGCCUCUGCUCGGCCUACCUCUGGGAGCACCGCGACGACGGCUUCCGAAUCCUCGGCAUCCCCGAAGGGGGCGUCCACGGCAUCGUCUUCCUCGCCAUGCUGACGGCGCUGCAGCUGGCCGGCCUCGGCAGGACGAUCAAGCACAAGGUGGACGUUGCGUCGCACCUCACGGGCAUCGCGGCCGGCAUCGUCGGCGUCGAACUGAUCGGCCGGACCGAGAGGAAGAGGCGAGACGGGGACAGGGCCGUGAUUGAGCUGCUGCCGCGGCGAGGGGACGGCGUCGGAGCCGAGGCCGGGAGCACGGCCGUGCAACUGGCGACGGCUACGAGAACGAGCCCCUACGGGCAUGCGAAGAAGGGCUGA
Drechmeria coniospora is the source of this 1857-nucleotide messenger RNA. RefSeq names its product rhomboid family protein. Gene Ontology annotation, molecular function: serine-type endopeptidase activity. Gene Ontology annotation, cellular component: membrane. The record is from RefSeq and is a predicted model, not a curated record. The transcript has a single exon. NCBI's taxonomy places the organism in Eukaryota, Fungi, Ascomycota, Sordariomycetes, Hypocreales, Ophiocordycipitaceae. Bases 1 to 1857 code for a protein of 618 amino acids.